Molecule: messenger RNA, 1002 nt
Organism: Sphaeramia orbicularis (orbiculate cardinalfish)
Lineage: Eukaryota; Metazoa; Chordata; Actinopteri; Kurtiformes; Apogonidae
Gene: calhm3
Product: calcium homeostasis modulator 3
Exons: 4
Coding region: 1-993 (330 amino acids)
Cellular component (GO): plasma membrane
Molecular function (GO): monoatomic cation channel activity
Source: RefSeq, a predicted model, not a curated record
AUGGAGCGUCUGAAGUUAGUCUUGCAGUACUUCCAGUCAAACUCUGAGUCCAUCUCCAACGGGAUAUGUAUUAUACUGGCCUUGGUCAGUGUCAAACUUUAUACCAGCUUCGACUUCAACUGCCCGUGCCUUCCUCAGUAUAACAAACUCUAUUCUCUGGGAGUGAUGAUUGUCCCGCCAAUCAUACUGUUCUUCUUGGGGGUUUUGGUCAAUCGACAUACUGGUGUGAUGAUGGAUGAGUGGAUGAGACCUAUCGGGAAUAGAUCAAAAAACCCUGCUGUGGUAAAGUACCUUUUCUCAGCGAUGCUCCAGAGGGCCCUGCUUGCACCAAUGGUGUGGAUCUUGGUCACUUUGUUGGAUGGGAAGAUCUUUAUCUGUGCCUUUAGCGUGAGUGUAGACCCUACAUUAUUCUCAGGAUUGCCCAACAAUACAGGACUGGAUGUGAUCAAAAUCAUGGCUAAGGUGCCCUGCAAAGAGGAUUACAUCCUCAAGAAUACCUCCUUCCGCAAAGCUGUCUCACGAUACGUUCGCUGCUAUUCACAAGCAUUUGGCUGGUCCAUCCUGCUCCUCUUGAUUGUCCUUGGAACACUGGCGCGCCUCAUCAAGCCCUAUUUUGAUGACCAUGCCAGAGCUCUGCAGACUCGCUACUGGAGCAACUACCUUGAUGUAGAGCAGAAACUUUUUGAUGAAACCUGUGUCCUGCAUGCCCGUGACUUUGCCCGUAAAUGUGUAGUGCAGUUCUUUGAGGAUAUGAGGGAGGACACAAUCAUAACACUUUCCCAUCCAUUCUUUAUGACAAACACCACAGAGGAGUGGGAGGCUGAAGAAGAGGAGAGACUUCAUGGGGUAACCAAGCAAGAGCAGGUAGACCAGCUGCUCAACAAAUGGUACUUCAAUAAACCUGAACUGGAUGUCACCAGGAUCGCACACAGACCCAGGACAUGUGUUACAUGGCAAGACCGUGAUGGGAAAACUUUAUACUCUGAUGUGUAGGACACUCAG